AUGGCUUUUGACGAGAAGUUUCAAGCCGGCGAGGCUUACAAGGACCCUAAGAAGGAUUCCUUGAGCCUCGACGACCCUCUCAAGAUAGCCACAGCGCUUGUUAAGGACUACGCAGGUGUCCGUGAAGCGGCGUCUAUCCCACAGCUUGCGGAGCUUAUCCGAGAGCUGAUUGAGAAAGGGAAGCCUCUUGAUGAUAGGAAGGGUACGACCGAGCUCUUGAUCGGCAUCCUCACCUGUCUCCCAUCGACAUCUGAGGUCAGGACCCUACUCACUAACAAGCUCAUCGACACACUGUGGGGCAACCUUCAGCACCCGCCCUUGUCCUACGUCGGUGGUGAUGUCAAGUACGAAGUUGUCAACUCCAAAGACCCAGCGGCCCAACAGUCUCACAAGCCUUACGACACCAUCGAGUUCAAGUCUCCGGACAGCGAUAUCAUACUGCGGGAGCAGGUCCCACAAGCACCGGAUGGCCUCCAUCAAUACCGUAUGCCGGAUGGAAGCUACAACAACAUCACAGCGCCCAACCUGGGCAAGGCUGGCACGCCCUAUGCUAAGUCUGUCAGGACCGUCAAGCGCCUUCAGGGAGUCAAGCCAGAUCCUGGUCUGCUGUUCGACCUCCUGCUUGCCCGAGAUGACAACACCUUCAAGGAGAAUCCAGCCGGAAUCUCAUCCAUGCUCUUCUAUCACGCCGCCAUCAUCAUUCACGACAUCUUCCGCACCAACCGCACUGACAUGAACAAGUCUGACACUUCAUCCUACCUUGAUUUGGCACCUCUGUAUGGCUCUUCCUUGAAGGACCAGCUGGAGAUCCGCACAAUGAAGGCCGGCAAGCUCAAGCCCGACACGUUCCAUGAGAAGCGCUUGCUCGGCCAGCCCGCCGGCGUCAAUGUUAUGUUGGUACUCUACAGCCGUUUCCACAACUAUGUCUGCGACAUUCUGCUCCAGAUCAAUGAGAACGGUCGCUUCUCACUCGAGUGUGGACCCGAUGCCAGCCCCGAAGAUCGUGCCCGUGCCUUGGCCAAGCAGGACCACGACCUCUUCAACGUGGCACGACUGAUCGUCGGUGGUCUCUACGUCAACAUCUGCCUGCACGAUUACCUGCGUGCCAUCACCAACACCCACCACUCUGCCAGCGACUGGACCCUGGAUCCACGCGUCGCCAUCGACAAACAGUUCGACGGCGACGGUGUGCCGCGUGGCGUUGGCAACCAGGUCAGUGUCGAGUUCAAUCUCCUGUACCGCUUCCAUUCGUGCAUCUCCAAGCGCGACGAGAAGUGGAUCAAUGGCUUCUUCCUCAAGUUGUUCCCCGGCCGCAAGGCGGAGGACCUACAGGAUGUGAGCUGGGUCGAGCUCGGCCAGGCCUUGGUCACCUACGAGCAGAGCAUCCCCAAGGAUCCCAGCGUCCGCACGUUCGAUGACCUCGAGCGCCAGGCCGACGGCACCUUCAAGGAUGCAGACCUCGUACGCAUCCUCAAGGACGCCAUGGAAGACCCGGCUGGUGCUUUCGGCGCCCGCAUGGUCCCCAAGGCCCUCAAAAUCGUCGAGGUGCUCGGCAUCAACCAGGCCCGUAAGUGGCAGGUGGCAUCGCUCAACGAGUUUCGCGAGUUCUUCGGCCUCAAGCGGUACGAAAAAUUCAGCGAGAUCAAUGCCAAUACCGACAUCGCCAACCUGCUCGAGAAGCUGUACACUGACCCGGACAUGGUCGAGCUGUACCCCGGCCUCAUGGUCGAAGAUAUCAAGCCACCGCGCAAUGCCGGCUCUGGAAUCUGCCCAACGUACUCGGUCGGCAGAGCGGUGCUGUCCGACGCUGUCACGCUGGUGCGCUCGGACAGAUUCAACACGCUCGACUUUACCUGCACCAACCUCACCAACUGGGGCUUCAAUGAGGUGCAGCAGGACCCCAAGACGCUGGGCGGUUCCAUGCUGUACAAGCUGAUCCAGCGCGGUCUGCCCAACUGGUUUCCCUACAACUCGGUCGCCGUGAUGCAGCCCAUGUACACCAAGAAGAUGAACGAGCAGAUCGCGCGCGAGCUGGGCACCAUGAGCCAGUUCACGCUGGACGACCCCAAGCCGCCGCCCAAGCCCGUCGUCGUCUUCAGCCAGGCCUCGAUCAAGCAGGUGCUCAGCAGCCCGAAGCAGUUCGUCGUGCCCUGGCUCAAGCCCAUCAACGACCUGUUCCCGGGCAAGAAGGACCUCGGCUGGUUCAUGCUCGCGGGCGACGAGCCGCGCAACUACGAGCACCGCGCCAACAUGCUCAAGGCCAUGGGCAAGAUCCCGGACCUGCACCAGGCCGUGCAUGACUUCGUCGAGCGCGCGGGCGCCCGGCUCGUCGAGAAGGAGACUUUCAAGAUGCGCGAGGGCCUGCACCAGAUCGACCUCAUCCGCGACGUCGCCAUCCCGCUCAACGCGCAGCUGCUGGCCGACCUGUUCUACUUUGACCUGCGCACCGACGAGAACCCCAAGGGCACGCUGGGCACGGCCGAGCUGUACCGCAGCCUGCUCGCGAUCCGCGUGUGGGGCGUUAACAACAACGACCCUGCGCGCGCGUGGACGCGGCGCCGCGAGGCCCAGGAGGGCGCCAAGGUCGUGAUCGACUCGACGCGCACGCUUGUGGACGAGGUUGCCCGUAGCCGUGGGCUCGGCCUUGGCAUCGCGUCUGCCGUGUCCGGGCUUAUUACCCGCAAGGCCGACCUCAAGAAGGGCUCUCUGCGCUCUGGCGGCUACAGACUCGUCGAGGAGCUGCUGGCACAGGGCAACUCGGCCGAAAAGGUGGUCGACAACCUCUGGCUUACGGCCUUUGGAGGCAUCGGCGUCCCUGUCACUGCGUUUUACGAGAUCAUGGAGUUCUUCCUGCGCCCAGAGAAUGCCUCCAUCUGGGCCGAGGUGCAGAGCCUCGCCCAGAAGAACGAUGACAAGACACUUCAUGCCUAUGUUGCUGAAGCCCAGCGCCUCACCAGCUCGCAGCGCAAUGUUCGUGUAGCAGUGCAGCCGGCCGAGCUCGAGGGCAAGACUGUCCAGCCCGGCAAUCUCGUUGUCAUGAUGCUGGGCGAGGCUGGACGCAACCCCAAGGAAGUCCCUGAUGCAGCCAAGUUUGAUCCACAGCGCAAGACAGAUGCAGUGACCGCCUUCAGCUACGGUCCGCACGAGUGUAUAGCCAAGCAGUUGGCGCAAGCCUUCGUCGUCGGACUCGUGAAGCUCUCGGCCGACUUGAAGAAUCUUCGCCCUGCGCCAGGCCAGAUGGGUGUGGUCAAGACAAUCAGGGUCGGCACUGAGAAGGCAUAUCUCAACGACAGUUGGUCUCAUCUCGGCUUUGACGCCAGCACCUGGAAGGUCCAUUUCGAUGGACACGGCAAAGGAAACUUUGAGGGCGAGAGAACGCCGACGAACCUCACCUCGAUGCAGCAGUACUACCACGACAUUCUCAAACGUAAGGACGAGCUACUGAAGUGA
This is a messenger RNA of Thyridium curvatum, 3450 nucleotides long. RefSeq lists its product as uncharacterized. Lineage: Eukaryota; Fungi; Ascomycota; Sordariomycetes; Thyridiales; Thyridiaceae. Gene Ontology annotation, biological process: response to oxidative stress. The record is from RefSeq and is a predicted model, not a curated record. The coding region runs from base 1 to 3450 and encodes 1149 amino acids. Gene Ontology annotation, molecular function: heme binding; peroxidase activity; iron ion binding. The transcript is spliced from 5 exons.